Drosophila serrata is the source of this 3033-nucleotide messenger RNA. It is a transcript of the gene Pgant3, whose product is annotated as Polypeptide N-Acetylgalactosaminyltransferase 3. Gene Ontology annotation, cellular component: Golgi apparatus. Gene Ontology annotation, biological process: protein O-linked glycosylation. Gene Ontology annotation, molecular function: polypeptide N-acetylgalactosaminyltransferase activity. NCBI's taxonomy places the organism in Eukaryota, Metazoa, Arthropoda, Insecta, Diptera, Drosophilidae. The record is from RefSeq and is a predicted model, not a curated record.
AACAAAAAAAAGUUGACUGCGCUUGAAAUGCUGGUGAAAGCAAAAGAAUGAACUGUUUGGGGAGUAUUUGCACAAUUGCUGAGUAAACGAAUUACCGGCGAACAAGCGGAAUGUAUUCAUAAACACCUGGAUCUGCACUGCCGGCCCCACCUGCGAAUUGGAACGCGUACGCGGCGCGUAUUUUAAAGCGGCCCCCAGGCGGCAGCGCCGCAUUUCUUAGCCGUUCCGCGGAGUUGUUGGACUGCUGGCUGGACAACAACAACGGCUUGAUUAGUUGGCAGUAAACAGAGCUGGCGAUCGCAUCGGUCAUUCACAUCGCCCCGCAAUAGCCAGUAAGCCAGUUAGGCCGUUAGCCAGUUAGCCCGUUUGCCAAGUUAACCAAGGUGCGAAGAGGCCCCCGCCAUGGGUCUUCGAUUCCAGCAGCUCAAGAAGCUGUGGCUACUCUACCUCUUCCUGCUCUUCUUCGCCUUCUUCAUGUUCGCCAUCAGCAUUAACCUCUAUGUGACCAGCAUCCAGAGCGCCGACUCGGAGCUGCGUCACCCCAAGCCCCCGCCCAAGCGCCGCUCCCUCUGGCCGCACAAAAACAUCGUGGCUCACUACAUCGGCAAGGGAGACAUCUUCGGCAACAUGACUGCAGACGAUUACAACAUCAACCUGUUCCAGCCCAUCAAUGGAGAGGGCGCCGAUGGGCGACCUGUUGUGGUUCCGCCUCGCGAUCGCUUUCGCAUGCAGCGCUUCUUCCGGCUGAAUAGUUUCAAUCUGCUGGCCAGCGACCGCAUCCCGCUGAACCGCACACUUAAGGACUACCGCACCCCUGAAUGCCGCGACAAGAAGUAUGCCAGUGGGCUGCCCAGCACUUCGGUGAUCAUUGUCUUCCAUAAUGAGGCUUGGUCCGUGCUAUUACGCACAAUCACCAGUGUAAUUAAUCGCUCACCGCGACAUCUCUUAAAGGAAAUUAUUCUGGUAGAUGAUGCCAGUGACCGCAGUUACCUAAAACGCCAGCUGGAGAGCUAUGUGAAGGUUCUUGCAGUGCCCACGAAGAUCUACCGUAUGAAGAAGCGUAGUGGACUAGUCCCGGCCCGUCUUCUUGGCGCUGAGCAUGCACGCGGCGACGUGCUGACCUUCCUGGACGCCCACUGUGAGUGCUCACGGGGAUGGCUGGAGCCACUGUUAUCCCGCAUCAAGGAAUCGCGUGAGGUUGUCAUCUGCCCGGUGAUCGACAUCAUCUCCGACGACAACUUCAGCUAUACAAAGACCUUUGAGAACCACUGGGGCGCCUUCAACUGGCAGCUGAGCUUUCGGUGGUUCUCCUCGGAACGAAAACUGCAGACGCCGAAAGCUAGCUCCAAGGACAGCACCGCUCCAAUAGCAACGCCAGGAAUGGCUGGUGGCCUGUUCGCGAUUGAUCGUAAAUACUUUUAUGAAAUGGGAUCAUACGACACCAAUAUGCGCGUCUGGGGCGGUGAGAACGUAGAGAUGUCCUUCCGCAUAUGGCAGUGUGGCGGGCGCGUUGAAAUCAGCCCCUGCUCCCACGUGGGCCACGUAUUCCGCAGCAGUACGCCGUACACCUUUCCCGGCGGCAUGAGCGAGGUGCUUACAGACAAUCUGGCAAGAGCAGCGACCGUGUGGAUGGACGACUGGCAGUACUUUGUGAUGCUCUAUACCUCGGGACUGACACUGGGCGCAAAGGACAAGGUGAAUGUGACGGAGCGAGUAGCGUUAAGAGAGAAGUUGAAGUGCAAGCCGUUCUCCUGGUACCUGGAGAACAUAUGGCCGGAGCAUUUCUUCCCUGCACCGGAUCGCUUCUUUGGCAAGAUCAUUUGGUUGGACGGCGAAACGGAAUGCGCUCAGGCCUACAGCAAGCAUAUGAAGAAUCUUCCAGGCCGUGCUCUCUCACGGGAAUGGAAGCGUGCCUUCGAGGAGAUUGAAACCAAGUCGGAUGAAUUGCUAUCGCUGAUAGACCUGGAGAGAGACAAGUGUCUCCGUCCACUUAAAGAGGACGUACCACGGUCGUCCCUCUCGCCGGUGACCGUGGGAGACUGCACCUCUCACGCCCAGAGCAUGGACAUGUUCGUGAUCACACCCAGGGGCCAGAUAAUGACCAACGACAACGUGUGCCUGACCUACCGCCAGCCCAAGCUGGGUGUGAUCAAGAUGCUGAAGAACAGAAAUGCCACCACAUCGAACGUAAUGCUGACGCAGUGCGCCAACGACUCUAGCCAAUUGUGGACAUAUGACAUGGAUACCCAGCAAAUCUCUCAUCGAGAAACCCAGCUGUGCCUCACUCUGAAGGCCGCCACGAAUUCCCGUCUUCAGAAGGUCGAAAAGGUGGUGCUUAGCAUGGAGUGCGACUUCAAGGACAUUACCCAGAAAUGGGGCCUCAUACCGCUGCCAUGGCGCAUGUAAUGCAAAAGACCAUAUAAUAAUAAGAUUCAUAACGUCCCUACAGUUGGAAAGCAUCUGUCACUAGCAAAAAGCAGAUAAUGUUAUCUGUGCGUACAGAUUUAGAAUGUUUGCAAAGAAUCGUCUGGCGUUAUUCAUUAUUAUUCAUUAUAUGCCUUUGGUAGAGCAGAGUGUGCAAUGCCAGUGCCAGGACACAAUAUAUCCAACAACCCUGCCAGCAACUCUCUAACGCAAUGUGAUAUUUAUUGAAAUUGUUUAACGAACUUCACUCGUUGAUUUGUUUUUGUAAACAAAUAAUCCAGACCCCACGCACACGAACACUAGACACCUGUAGACUAGCAAGACCUGAUUCCACCCUGACCUAAGAGGAUGAAAAGGCGUGUCAGCGGAAUCGGAAUACAACACUUAACACCGAACACUGAACACCGAAACAGACCCACAAGAAUUGUUUGUAAAACACUUUAACCCGAGUGCGUCCGGGAGCUUUUCUCCUGCCCGCAUUGCGACGCUAUAGAAUGCUAUGUCUAUGUGUCAUAUCUGAUAAGUCUUAGGCAAUUUUUAGCUGUACUUAAUACCUUGGAAAUAACAUUUUAUAUAUCUCAUAAAUAAAGCAACCGAAAUUAGACAAAU